Molecule: messenger RNA, 2217 nt
Organism: Ruditapes philippinarum (Manila clam)
Lineage: Eukaryota; Metazoa; Mollusca; Bivalvia; Venerida; Veneridae
Exons: 6
Coding region: 1182-1631 (149 amino acids)
Source: RefSeq, a predicted model, not a curated record
AUCAAAUUGGUACAUUUGGAAAAAAAUAUUUUCAGUCCCAUCAUGUCAAAAACCUCAGUGGGGUCCCUUUAAUAGGUGAAAAAGAAAUUUUUUUAAAGAUGGGUGGAGGUGGCUUAUACUUUUUUACAGAUAAAAAUUAACUUAUUGUCAGUGGACACAAGAAAAAAAAGGAAAACAUUGCAUCAGGGAAAUAUUUAUACCAUUAUCAAAUAUUAUAUGACAAUUAACAAUUCACAUACGAAUUUUAUAGAAAAAAAAAUAUAAAAAAGAACAUUAAAGCAACAUACCAAUGCUACCAAAUUACAGGGAAAAAAGGGGUGACAAAGUCACUAGUACUUCUAAAAGGAAACCAAAUGUCUUUUCAGACACUCAAUGUUGACCUUAAGACAGACCUCAGAUCGACUGGUUGUAUGAAAUAGGAUAGAUUGAAAUUGCAACCAUAACGGACCCCUAUUUUCCAGUAUUCCGGUGUCCAAUUGCCAUAUUGGAAAACAAAAUACUGGAAAAAUAGGGGUCCCUAAAAAAUAAAUGCAUCGCCUUUUUACUUUGAGGAGCAUAAUAAUCAACCACAUAAUUUCAUCCAUUUACAUGUAUACAAUAUUAUUCAAAUAUUUAUUUACAGUGUUCUGAUUUACUGAAAAGAUGGAGGAGGAUUUCAAAGAUAUCAUUGGUAAAAUAUUUUCCUGUAAUCAGAGCCUGCUAAUGACAUUUUAAAUUACUACUUUUUAAGUAAGCUCCAGAAUGUAAAUUGAACAGCUCGAUUAUAAUAUAUGUAUUCCCAAAAGAAUUGGGAUCCUGGUUAUGGUUAUGAUUGGACAUUUUUUCAUGUUUUUGUGCAAUUCAUUAAUCCAUUCUUUUGUCAAGUUCUCUCACCAAGAGGUUACUAGGUUUUUAGAAUUUUUAUUUCUUCUGGGACAUUCUCAUUGUAUGUGAAUUUGAUGAGACUGACAAUGGUAAACUAUUUAAUUAACAUUUAAAAAAAAAAAUAAAAAAAAAAUAAAUGAAAGAAGUAAAUAUUAAUGAAAUUUAAGUUAUACAAGAUAGUUUUCAUUUUUUCGUGCAAUUUCUUUGUAAAGUUUGCACACUCAACAAGAGGUUACUAGGUGUUGGUUUAAUGGAUUUAGUCGGAAGAGUGAUUUACCUAAUUUUGAAAAUUAUGCCAUUGUUUUACAGAUUAUUAUAUGGAACAAGAAGAGUUCAAUGAUGAAUUUGACGAGACUGAAAAAGAUUAUUAUAUGGAACAAGAAGAGUUCAAUGAUGAAUUUGACGAGACUGAAAAAGAAGACUUUACUGAUGUAGAGACCGAUAGAAGCAGUGGAGAUGAUAAUGAAAGCAACGGAGAUUCCAGCGAAAGCGACAGCAAUGAGUCCAGUCUGAAAAGAAAAGAAAAGAGGGGACGUCCAAUUGGAUGGCGCAAAAUAACAUCAGAAAGUUGUGAAUCAAGACCAACAAAAAGAGCAAAGAAACAAAUGUCACCAAAUGAGAUUCCAACGUUUUUCUGCUGUCUGAAAAUGUGUGCUGUUGCACUUAGUGUAACUACUGUAGAAAUGGCAAGACAAACUUUUCAGGCAAUGAAGAAAAUGGAUAGAUCUGAAUACAUUCUGAACUGGAUUAGAGACCAUUCAAGGUAACAAUUUUAUUGAUGAUAAGCCUAUUUCUUACAUAUUAUUUAGAGACUUGACAAGUAUGAUGUUAAACUUUCAAUUACCUCUAACAUUUUCAUUUUGAAAAGUAAAUACAUAAAGAAUAAUAUUCAAAAUUAAGCAAAUAAUUAAAAUGUGUUUCAUGUAUAAUCUGCAAUAAUUAAGGUAUGAAGAUAGCAGAACUGCUGCAGAAGUUCACAACUUUCUUGAGUGGUUAAAACUUAACAAUAUAAAAAAAACCAGUCCCACCCAGUUCGAGUUCACCAGAAAUGAAGAUGAGAAAGCUGCUGAGGCAUAAAAUAAUUAAUGAAGGGAAAAUCUACUCAUUUACAAUUAAUUUAAGUUUUUAAAUAAAGAUAAUGACAUAUUUUGAAACGAAUUAUAGCUUUAUAUGCUUUGUGAAUAAAAAAAAUAGCAGUGUCUCUAUUUCCAGGGGUUAUUCAAUUGAAAUAAAAUAGUUCACAUUGCUUAGAAUACAUUCAUUUUUUUUAAGACUUAAGCUAUUUGAACUGGCAUUUUUCAUCAGUAUAAUACACAUAUACAAUUAUUAAAAUUAAAACAUAUCGAGAUAUAA